Molecule: messenger RNA, 213 nt
Organism: Fusarium falciforme
Lineage: Eukaryota; Fungi; Ascomycota; Sordariomycetes; Hypocreales; Nectriaceae
Exons: 2
Coding region: 1-213 (70 amino acids)
Source: RefSeq, a predicted model, not a curated record
AUGUUCAGGAACAGGCUUGUUUUGACGUUCACUAGCGUCUUUGAUGGAACAUCGUCAAGUUUCUUCAGUCUCUCCACCCCAGCCUUCAUCAUGCCUGCCUUAUCCAAGAACACCAACGUCCAGGCCGUCGGCUUCCCCAUCGGCUGCAGCGUCAUGGCCAAGCCUGGCCCCAAGGAAGCUGUUGGCUUCCCCAUCGGCUGCACCAUCAUGUAA